GCCCCAGUGAAGGGGAGAAUAGCAUUUCCAAAGAGAUUAUGGUAUAUUAUCCAGAGAUACCUCUUGGUUUAACAGCUCCUUCUAAACAGGCCAUUUUCUCCAAGACAAAAGUCAGUUCCAUUUGAUUUGUCAUACCUUUGUGAUGACUCUUUCAAGAAACAGACAACAGAAAUGGUUGGAUGUCCAAAGAAUGAAAAAACAUCUGCACCUACAUGAGAUGUGACAGGUGUAGCAAGAGCAGCAUAAGACUCAAGGUUUUAGUUAACAAUAAGGCCCUUGUCCACCUGCUAUCCAGAAAGAAAGUCAUUUCAUUCACACGUUGUGCAGCUCAGCUUCUACUCUUCCUCAUUUUGGGGAGUACACAGUGUGUCCUUUUGGCAGUGAUGUCUUAUGAUCGGUAUGCAGCCAUCUGUAACCCUUUGCAUUACUCUAGCAUUAUGACUUGGAGGGUGUGUGUCCAGCUGGCUGCAGGAUCAUGGACCAGCGGAAUCCUGGCUGCUGUGGUGGACACCACCUUCACACUAAUGCUACCCUACAGAGGCAGCAAUAGUAUUGAACAUUUCUUUUGUGAGGCACCUGCACUUUUGAGCCUAGCAUCCACAGACACCUGGAUUUCAGAGACGGCCAUUUCCCUCACGGCGGUUGUGAUUCUCCUCAUACCUGUUUCCCUAAUCCUGGUAUCCUAUGGCCACAUCAUAGUGACUGUGGUCAGGAUGAAGUCAGCUGCAGGACGACUCAAGGCAUUCUCUACCUGUGGCUCCCACCUCGUGGUGGUCAUUCUUUUUUAUGGGUCAGCCAUUGUCAACUACAUGAUACCAAAGUCUGCCAAAGGACAGAAAAAACUGCUGUCUGUGUUCUACACAAUGGUGACUCCCAUGCUUAAUCCCCUCAUCUACAGCCUGAGGAACAAGGAUGUGAAGGGAGCUGUGAAGAAAGUGGCUGCAAGGAUUUUUCCAUGUAAGGUCUGAAAUUGCCUCUGACAGUGAGAUCCACCUGCCUCUCUACUUCUAAGACUUGCUGAGUACUUUCCCUCAGCAAGAGUAGAAUGGGGUAUGAGUCUCAUCAAUGGACCUUUU
Messenger RNA from Phyllostomus discolor (pale spear-nosed bat), 1076 nucleotides. RefSeq names its product olfactory receptor 2D2-like. The coding region runs from base 213 to 968 and encodes 251 amino acids. Gene Ontology annotation, cellular component: membrane. Gene Ontology annotation, molecular function: G protein-coupled receptor activity; olfactory receptor activity. The transcript has 2 exons. The record is from RefSeq and is a predicted model, not a curated record. Gene Ontology annotation, biological process: G protein-coupled receptor signaling pathway. Lineage: Eukaryota; Metazoa; Chordata; Mammalia; Chiroptera; Phyllostomidae.